AUGGCUACUUCAAUCCUUUCUCCGACCCUGUUGCCAUUACCAACCACAUCGCCUUCGUCGAUGACUGACUCGGCAGUCAGAACAACCACAACCGCGCCUGUUCAACCAGAUGAAAUCUAUACAAUCGAUGGCCUUCUGCGGGCCAGGGGAGUGGGCAAGACUGCCAAUGAGCCCAUAGUCGCAUACCCUUCAUCUGCGACCAACUAUAUCUACCACACGCCGUACGAGUUAAACCAACAUGUUGAGGCAGCCGCAAUCCAUUACUCUAAAGAGAUUCCACAGAGACUCUCAUCAACCGACUCGGUUCAGGUAGUCGGUUUACUAGGCCCUUCUGAUUUUGAAUACCUGAUCACACUACUCGCAAUCUCGCGCUUGGGACACACUGUUCUCCUUCUUUCAACACGUAUUGCCGAAGACGCCUACGUCAGUCUGGUCGAAACUACAAAAUCAACCUUCAUCAUCACAUAUCCGAGUUUCCAGGCUGUGGGGGAGACUGUCUCCAAACGCACAGGUGCCACCCAAGUUCCAGUCAUGACUCCCUUGGACCCAGCCACAGUUGCAUCUUCUGCUGCCCUUCCAAUCGCAAACCUGCACGGUCCAACUGAAAACAAGCACAUCACUUGGGUUAUCCAUUCCAGCGGCUCGACAGGUCUGCCGAAGCCAAUCUACCAGACACACGCCGGGGCCCUGAAAAAUUAUGCCAAUAACUUCGGGCUUAAGGGCUUUAUUACCCUACCUCUCUUUCAUGCACAUGGUAUCAGCUGUCUUUUCCGUGCAAUCCAUUCCCAGAAAUUGAUCUAUAUGUAUAACGCCAGCCUGCCACUCACUGCUACAUCACUACUUACGACGCUGAAGGAGCAUCCUGAUAUCCAGGUUCUCUACGCAGUACCAUAUGCCUUGAAGCUCUUAUCGGAGUCAGAGGAGGGCUUGAAGUGCAUGGCCCCACUUGAGCUUGUCAUGUUCGGGGGCUCCUCCUGUCCGAAGCCAAUCGGUGACCUUUUGGUCCAGAAUGGCGUUCGUCUUAUCUCGCACUAUGGAACCACUGAGACUGGGCAGCUGAUGACUUCUUUCCGGGAGAGGUCUGACCUUGAUUGGGAUUACGUUCGCCCCGGUCCAUCCUUGCUGCCAUAUCUAAGGUGGGAAGAGCAACCAGAUAUGGAUGGAGUCUAUGAGCUUUGUGUUUUGGAAGGUUGGCCCUCUAAGGUGGCUAGUAACCGACCGGAUGAUUCCUAUGCGACCAAGGAUCUUUUCGAGAAGCAUCCCACGACCCCUAAUGCUUGGCGGUACUAUGCUCGACUGGAUGAUACUUUGGUUCUUGAAAAUGGUGAAAAGGCUAAUCCAUUGACGAUCGAGGGUGUUGCUCGAAAGAAUCACAAUGUUGCCGAAGCGAUCGCGUUUGGAAGUGGUAAGCCUCGCCUUGGUCUGUUCGUUAUUCCAUCGGAGAAGUCUCCUUUCUCGAACGAUGCGGAGUUGGUUGAUGCUAUCUUUCCGGAAAUCGAAAAAUGCAAUACCGAGUCUCCUGCUUAUGCAUAUAUUUCUCGAGAUAUGAUUAAUGUUCUCCCGAGAGACACUGAAUACCGCAAGACGGACAAAGGAACUGUCAUCCGAUCUGCGUUUUACCAGCAAUUUGCGGAGCGCAUCAAUGAGAUCUACGAUGCCCCAGACAUGGCGGGUAGCUUGGUUUUGGAAGGUUGCGCCCUUGCCAGCUUUCUCCGAAGCACACUCCUGGACAUCGCCCCAUCUAUUGAUCCUUCUACCCUGGAAGAGACGACUGAUGUCUUUAGUCUGGGCGUCGACAGUCUACAAUCCAUGCGACUUCGGGGUGCCAUUCUGAAAAGUCUUGAUCUUGGAGGUCAUAAGCUAGGACAGAACUUUGUCUUCGAGAACCCCUCGAUAUGGGCAAUGUCUGAGGCAAUCCAGAGUUUGCGCAAGGGUCAGGGGUCAAAAGAGCAGACCCCUGUCGAGCAGAGAAUGCAAGACUUGAUUGAGAGAUACAGCUCCAACUUCAAGAUCCACACGCCUAUUCCGCGCGAUCUCGAUGGAGAGUACAUCGUGCUCACUGGCGCUACUGGAUCGCUGGGUGCGCAUAUUGCAGCUCAACUAGCCCAAUCUGAGAGUGUCCACAAGGUCUACUGCCUAGUCCGUGCCAAAACUCCUGCCGCUGCUCGCAAGCGCGUUUCUCAAAGUUUGCGCACCCGUGGACUGGCUUUCAGCCUACCUCCUGCCGCCGGACGAAAGAUUAUCGCUUUACCCGCGGACCUGUCCAACUCGGACAAAUUUGGUCUCGAGGAGGAAACUUUUUCCCAGAUCAAAAAAUCAGUUACAGCAGUCAUUCACUGUGCCUGGUCUGUCAAUUUCAAUUGGGCUCUGGAGAGCUUUGAACACAGUUGCAUUGCAGCAACUCGUAACCUUCUGGAUCUGUGCCUGAGUGCUGAAGGACCCCGUCCUGCCUCCUUUGCAUUCUGUUCCUCCGUAAGUACUGUGGCUCGGACACCGGGUAACUGGGCUCCAGAGGCGCUACCCGAAUCAUUGAGCUAUGCCCAAAGUAUGGGAUAUGCCCAGUCGAAACUUGUCACAGAACAUAUCGUCAACAGGGCCGCGUCACAAACGGGCAUGACAGCACGGGUUCUGCGCGCAGGUCAAAUCAUCGCAGAUACGGUGAAUGGCAUCUGGAAUACUACUGAGGCCAUUCCGAUGAUUCUCCAAUCUGCGAAAACGAUCAAAGCGCUACCGAAGCUAGACGAUGUGCUAUCCUGGACGCCAGUCGACAUCAUGGCUUCUAGUAUCAUUGAUCUAAGCCUGAGCCCGGCUGCAGCGAACGUCUUGAAUGUCACCAAUCCAAACCUGAGCCACUGGUCCACGCAACUUCUCCCAUUACUGCGAGAAGCAGGACUAGGAUUCGAAGCACUUCCACCAAAGGCAUGGCUUCAGCGUCUUCGUGAAUCAGACCAAAAUCCUGAAACCAACCCAGCCAUCCGCCUCCUGGAGUUUUUCGCCUCAAAGUACGACACCGAUGCGGCCAGCCGUGUCCUGCUAUACGAUACAAAGAACGCACAAGAAUCAUCUCCAUCUUUGUCUAAGGCAAGCGGGCUGGAUAAAAUCCUCGUCACUAGAUUUGUCCAGUACUUCAACCAUGCCUGGACCCCGUCUUCUACCCCAGCUGUAGCCCGGGACAUAAUCUUCCUUAUCGGUCCAGCAGGAUGCGGCAAAACAACCGCUGCUACAGCCCUAGCCCAGAAGCUCGGUAUCCCAUCCAUUGAAGGUGAUACUCUCCACUCGCCUCUGGCCCGCCUGAAAAUGGAUAGGGAUAUCCCUCUGCAAGAUUCCGAUCGAUGGGAUUGGUUGGCCCACAGUCGGGGAGCGGUAAUGGAUCGAUUGCUCAGUACAUCUGCACCUGCUGUUGUGGUGACAUGCUCGGCUUUGAGGACUAUUUACAGGGAUGAGUUAAGGCGGUUAUCGCAGUUGUUGGGUUUACCUGUUGCCAUUACUUUUGUUUUGCUCCAUGUUGGGGAUAAAUCUGUCCUUAAGGAUCGAGUUCUUGAGCGGGAGGCGGAGGGGCAUUACAUGAAGUCUGCUAUGGUUGAUUCGCAGCUUGAGUUGUUUGAGAUACCUUGUGAUGAAGGAGAUGUGGUUGUGGUUGAUUCCGGUGUGGGUAGAGAGGAGAUGUUGGAGAAUGUGGUGCGGGUGGUGCAGAAUGUUUUGGAAUCAUGA
Molecule: messenger RNA, 3711 nt
Organism: Penicillium pulvis
Lineage: Eukaryota; Fungi; Ascomycota; Eurotiomycetes; Eurotiales; Aspergillaceae
Product: putative NRPS-like enzyme
Exons: 2
Coding region: 1-3711 (1236 amino acids)
Biological process (GO): carbohydrate metabolic process
Molecular function (GO): kinase activity; phosphopantetheine binding
Source: RefSeq, a predicted model, not a curated record